CUGGUCACGUGGGUUGGCGACUGAUGCAUUUGUCGCGUUUGGGGAAACGCGUCUGUCGUUACAGUGCCCAUCUUCAACCCGACUACGCCAGCGUCGCGACGUCAGAGACCAUUUAGAAAGCCGCAAAUGCAUCCCAGCGGCAAUGGCGAGCUGGUUCGUAAGUGGGCGGCCGGCACUUAUGGCUGCACUCGAGAAUGUUUGCAGGCAAAUCGAUGAUGAGAUGGAAGCGGAGGUCAAUUGCAACUACAAGGACGCUGCCAUUGACGAACGACCGAAUCCAGUUACUCACGAUGCCUCUGUGCAGACCGACGAACCUGACAUCCCCUCACCUGAACAUCUCAAGCGUGCCUACAUCAAACUACAGCGCAAGUACGAGGCUCUCGACAAGCAGUUCAAGACUGCAAAAGAUGCUAUCGCGACAGCCAAGUCCGAAAGAAGCGGAUGGAGACGCUACGCCGAACAACUGGAGCGCAGUAUCAGCCACGCCCAGAAUAUCCACGGCAUCGAAAUCGCUGUCCUGCCACUGCCAGGCACAGUCAAUCAUGAGCCACCGGAUGCUCUGAAAGAGCAAUCUGCCGUGCGCGGCAGCAGUGUUCAGUCCGCAGAUGAGAACCUGGCUGAGCAUAGUCUGCUCCCCAGUACAGUGCCAGGGACCUCUCAAACUCACUCGGAUCAGCCCGUGUCGCAGACACAUGACUCUACCGCAUCUACCCAGGAUGGCUCCGAGCAGGGUACCCAUACGGAUCUCCCGCCCUUGCCAAAAGACAGCAACGUGGCCCCGGUCACGAUCAAGCAAGAGAUCUCGUCAGACACUCCGGUUUUUGUGUCUGAGAAGAUCCUGCGAAAACGGAGGAGGACUGAAGAGGCCCAGGCCACAGCUCGCGCCAUCAAGCCCGAACCCAGCGAAUCGGGAUCGAGUCCACUGGUCAGCCUGCACCAUUGCAGCUUCGUCCCGCAGGAAAGCUUCGACCUCGACGCAACAGCUCAAGUUGUUGAUACACCUCGAAAACGCAGGCAGCUGCAAAUCAUACAUGAGCCGACACAACCUGAGCGGGUCCCUCCAAUGGCGCCCCCUCCAGUUGCAGCUGCGUCUGCAUCUCCAAGGGUUCCCGAGGAGACACGUACCCCACGUCAGCCAUACUUGUCAAGUUUCUCUUCAGCUCUGACGCCUGUGGAUGUGAAUCGACGCCCGCAGAGGUCUGCCCCUGCUGCAUCCACCGAGAAGCGGAUGAAGAAAGGUCUCAGCGACGGCAUAGGAAGCCUCGCCGAGGACAGCGGCGGGUACAGACCAGAUGGCAGGGACAGAGCGCAGAUGCCAGAGGCGAGUAAGGGUCGCCUCGACAGUCUGCUCAACAGCCCAUCGCCAGCUCAGCAGUCAGCCUCGAUCUUACGCCCGAUUCGCCGAGCAAAAGACACCCAGGGGUUGCCCAAUGACGAACUUGGCAUUCCAAAACCACGAGCGUUGCCAUUCGACCAGUCUGGACGAGCAACUCCCAAGCGGCCCAGUGAUGUUCGGACCCCCCAGUCAGCGCGGACGCCUCUGGCAGAGACGACCAACAACUCUGUACUGCGCAACAGACAGCCGCCAAAGGGAAGCUUGCGCACCAAGAAGGUCGCCGAGCUACAGCUGGACGACUUUAGGAUCAACCCAAAGUCCAAUGAAGGCCUUGACUACGCGUUUUCAGAUGUCGUUCGUAAUAAGGAUGAAAGAGCAUGUUUGCAGGGCUGUGUGGCAGACGAUUGCUGCGGGCCACAGUUUCGCGGGUUGGCACAAGCAGAGCGACCCAAGGAGCCACUUACCGGGCUCCAGCGUCAGGAGGAGCAGAAGCUGUUAGAGGAAUAUCUAGGAGACGACGCCUGGAAGAUUGGGCAAAUGGGCCCUGAAGAGCGUCUGAAGACAUGGAUAGAAGCAAAGGCGCGCCAACUGUCCAACAGGAUCGGGACACACAAGGCCCGCUUCGCUCGUGUACGCUCGCCGCCGGGGUUCUGGGAAACCGACUUCCCAACCACGCAAGAGCGCGAUCAUGAGAAGGUGGAAGCUCAAAGGCGAGAGCGGCAGAAGGUUGAGGAACGACGUAGGGAGGCUAUGCGCCCCGGCGGCGUCUGGGUUUUCAGGGACGAACUAGCGAAGUGACUCUGGACGUUGCAGUCUUCAUGCUGGCUCGUAGAACUCGAAUAUUGUCCAAGCAACCCCGUACAAUCCAUAUUGCCUGCUGUCUUCGCCACCUGCGCCUCGCACCCACGUUCAUGACUUCAAGCAACAUGCCCACGUGGAGCACGAGACAUGGUGGAUCGAUGCUGUUACGGUCGCGGGGUGCCACGCCGCCAAACACUAACAGCCCUCGUCCAUGUUUAUUGUCCGCCUGAACCAAACACGCGAGGGCGCGCGGAUGGCAUUGUUAAAGCAGACCAGAAGAGUACGUAGCUGGUGUUUAGGGAGAAUUCGAGGCUUUAUGAACCUCUUCAUGUAACCGUGUGUUGCUGUUCCACUACAGGCUGAAUGCGUAGGUAGGUGGACGAUCGGGAAAUUUAAAAU
Messenger RNA from Emericellopsis atlantica, 2536 nucleotides. Its product is annotated as DNA repair protein endonuclease SAE2/CtIP C-terminus-domain-containing protein. Lineage: Eukaryota; Fungi; Ascomycota; Sordariomycetes; Hypocreales; Bionectriaceae. Gene Ontology annotation, biological process: DNA repair. The transcript has 2 exons. The record is from RefSeq and is a predicted model, not a curated record. The coding region runs from base 143 to 2134 and encodes 663 amino acids.